AGGUAGCGCAUUAGGGUUAGGGAGAAAGAGGAAGGAGGAGAAUGGCGAUGGCGAUGGCGCGAUGGCGGCAGCGGCUCCUCUCCUCGGCGUGUUCUUCGUCGUCCUCCAGUGCCGCGGCGCCGCAAGCGCUACUCCGCCUCGCGUCGUCGGCAUUGAGUCGCCAGUCCUCGUCCAGGGGCUUCGCGGCGGCGCCGGACGACACCACGCCCUUCGUGGUCGAUAUUCCAGUGCCGUACGCGGGGCACCGGUGCGAUCCGCCGGAGCAGCGCGUGGAGACCUCGGCCAAGGAGCUCGUGGAUUUCUUCAAGGUGAUGUAUGUGAUGAGAAGGAUGGAGAUUGCGGCGGACUCGCUCUACAAGGCGAAGUUUAUUCGCGGGUUUUGCCAUCUCUACGACGGGCAGGAGGCGGUGUGCGUGGGAAUGGAGGCGGCGCUCACCAAGGAGGACGCCAUCAUCACUGCUUACAGGGACCACUGCACGCAUAUUGGGCGAGGUGGCACGGUGCUGGAGGUGAUGGCGGAGCUCAUGGGGAGAAAAAGUGGGUGCUCGCUCGGGAAAGGUGGAUCGAUGCAUAUGUACAACAAGGAGGGGAAUUUCUAUGGAGGGAACGGGAUUGUUGGAGCACAGACCGCGCUGGGAGCUGGGCUAGCUUUCGCGCAAAAGUAUAACAAGCAGAACGCGGUGUCGCUGGCUUUGUAUGGGGAUGGAGCUGCCAACCAGGGACAACUCUUUGAGGCCAUGAACAUAUCAGCGCUGUGGGACUUGCCGGUGAUCUUCGUCUGCGAGAACAAUCACUAUGGAAUGGGGACGGCCGAGUGGCGCUCAGCAAAAUCUCCAGAAUACUACAAACGUGGAGAUUAUGUCCCGGGUCUUAAGAUUGAUGGAAUGGACGUUUUAGCAGUCAAGCAGGGCGUCCGAUUCGCAAAGGAGCACGCUUUGACAAAAGGCCCCAUCGUGUUGGAAAUGGAUACUUAUCGUUAUCAUGGGCACUCCAUGUCUGAUCCCGGGAGUACAUAUCGGACAAGGGAAGAGAUUUCCGGCGUGAGACAGGAGCGAGACCCGAUUGAAAGAGUAAGAAAGCUUCUUUUGGCGAAAGAGAUCGUGACUGUAGCCGAUUUGAAGAACUUGGAGAAGCAAGCCAAGGCAGAAGUGGACGAGGCCGUUAAUCAAGCCAAGGAGGGCGGUCAGCCCGAAACUCACGAGCUGUUUACGCACGUUCACGUCAAGGGACUGAAGCAAUUGGCGUAUGGCCCUGACCGCAAGGAAGUUAUAGUUCCACUUCCAUGAUCGAAGAAAACGGAUAGAUCGAUUGUUUUUCCGGAGCUAGAAAUAAGUGCUACAAAGACACUCUUGAAGUUUUGUAAGAUACAUAUUGGACAAAAUAAGAAUUCGUUUGAUUGA
Selaginella moellendorffii is the source of this 1400-nucleotide messenger RNA. RefSeq names its product pyruvate dehydrogenase E1 component subunit alpha-1, mitochondrial. Gene Ontology annotation, molecular function: pyruvate dehydrogenase (acetyl-transferring) activity. The record is from RefSeq and is a predicted model, not a curated record. The transcript is spliced from 8 exons. NCBI's taxonomy places the organism in Eukaryota, Viridiplantae, Streptophyta, Lycopodiopsida, Selaginellales, Selaginellaceae. Bases 42 to 1286 code for a protein of 414 amino acids. Gene Ontology annotation, biological process: pyruvate decarboxylation to acetyl-CoA. Gene Ontology annotation, cellular component: intracellular membrane-bounded organelle.